GGAUGCUGGUGAAGCUUUUGCUGGUCUGCAGUACAGCAGGACUGGCAAAGCUGGCGGAACACGCAGCCCAUCAUGGACAUCGUGAUGGCUCCGUGCACAGCUUAAAGCCACGAGUCUAUGAGACCUCUGCACACCCCCAGAGAACUCCUCUGCCACGCCAAGAAGGUUACUGGGAGGCAGAAGGGCUCAGGGAGGAUACUCAAGGUUACCCUUCAAGUGUGAUCUCCUCACAUCAGGAAGAGAGAGGGGAUUUGGAAGCUGAGAGCCCACAGCCCCGAAAUGGGAACUGGUGUUCUUUCACACAGUCCCGACUGGUCACAUACAUAGAAGCCUGCAUGAAGGAGAAGUACAUUGUGAACUCCCAGCAGCCCUGCACAAACGGAGUCCCAGACUGCCAGAAGAUCAUGUACAGGACAGCUCUGAAGCCAGUCUACCAAGUGAAACAGAAGGUUUUGAAAUCUUUGCAGUGGAAAUGCUGCCCUGGAUUUAUUGGCAAGGACUGUGAACACCAUGAUCCUAAUUUUAUUCUGGUGCCAGGAACUGAAACUGAAGGACAAGAAGAGUUCUCAAACCACAUGUCAACAUCAGUGGAUUCAAGAGAAAUGUUCGAAGUCAUUCAAAAUCAUGAGGCUUUACUGGAUGAUCUUCAAAGUGAUAUUCAUCAAGCAGCCAGCACCUUAGGUGACUUACAGAGACUAAUUGAAAACAACGGUACAAGCAUGAUGUUAGAAGUGAACCAGAGCAAUUCAGAUCAUCAGGAAAGGCUUCUGCAGCAAGUUUUGUUUCCUCAUGUGGAGAAUUUUAUAAGGAAACAUUUUAACCCAAUGUGGACAAGCUUCAACAGAAGCUUACAGAACCUCUACAGCAUUGUAAGAAAUCUGUCCCAUGAUGUGGAAGCCAACAAGAAAAGCAUAGAAAGAUUCCAAGAGAGUACAGUGCCCAAGAAGGAAUUCCAGGAGCUGGGAACUAAAUUUGAAUCAAAAGUCCAAGAAAACAUAGUGAGAGUUGAUCAGGCAAAAAGAGAUAUAGAGAACCAAGUGCAAAUGCAGCAUGCUAAUAUGCAUUAUAAUCUCAGCAUGAUCAAGGCAGAUACUGAUACAAAACUCAAGAAGCUUCAUAAGAUACAGCAGUCCCAUUUCUUAGCUUUGAACAACACCAUAGCAAACAUGAAACAAGAGCAAAACCUUCUUGAAAAUAAACUGGAGACUUUGAAAAAAAAUUUAACAGAACUCUCUUUACAUCACGGUCCCAAAGAUGAAAACAGCCAAUUAACCAUCAAACAUAUGAAUGACAUUCUGUCAGGACAUGCAAAGCAGCUUAAAGAACUUUACAUGGAGUCAGAUGUGGCCUUUCAGAACAUUGCAGUUUUAGAAAGGUGGUUUAAGGAGUUAAAGAAAAACAUCUCAAAGUAUAGGCCAGAAGAUCUUACAAUAACUUUAGCUGAGAAAUCAGUUAUUAUGGAAGAAAACAACGCAGCAAUGGAAAGGCAGAUAUCAGAGCUCAACUACACCCUCUCAAACCUUCAGGAAAACUAUUCUGAUCUGCUGCGGUACAUGGAGGAAUGCAAUUGCCAGAGAGUAUCUACUGACACUGAUGUACUGGAGGAAGAUCCAAGGAACAGCACUUAUUCCCUUGAAGGUACUCAGUCAAAGGAUAUUAAGCACUUGGAGUCAGUUUUCAGAGAUUUCUUCAGGAGUGAAAUUGAAGAGCUCUCCUCAGCUAUUCCGUCCAUCCAUCUGUCUCUUAACCUCCGUCAAGAAGAGAACAGACAGCUCCAGUCACAGGUUGUGGCUUUUUCAGAAGACAUAGUCUUGCUGAAGAAGAAAGACGAAGAAAUUCAUCGACACAUUAAGUAUCUCAACAGUUCUUUUAGCUCUCUCUUGAAAGAUGCAAUGCGGCAUGAAGAAGCACUGGAGGCUUUACUGAGACAUGAAUUUCUGGAUGUCUUUUUUGAAGAUGAUUUUAGUAGCCUAAUACCAUCAGUAUUUCAGCUGCAAGAAUCUCUCAGACACUUCUCAGAUAAACUGCAAGAACAAAACAUGACUUUAGAAUCUCUCGCAAAGAGAUUUCAUCCCUUGGAGAGACGCCACCAAAAUAAUCCUGAUGCUCACAUGCCUCCUAAGCAGCCCAAGGAGGAAACACAAACCUCCUCUACUCUACAUGAAGUCAGCAGUCAACGCAGCAUCAUAGAACACAUGGAACCUAACUACGAGGCUGCCAAAGAUGACUCCUUGGAUAGCUCAGCAUAUAAUGAUAUCGUGACUCUGAAGAAUGAUAUCAAACACCUGAGCCUGGCAAUCAAGAGGCAUGAAUCCAGAGGUGAUGUGAUUCUCUGCUGCAACCACACAAUAACAAAUGCAAUUGAGCCACUCAAUGUUUCUGUAGAAACUCUCUCUGCAGAUUUAGCAACCAUCAAGCGGAAUCUGGAGGAACAUCUGGUAACUUUUAAAAAGCUAUUUGGAAGUAAUGAAGAAUUAGGUGCCUCAAAUAUAAGUGUGAAUGUUACACAGAUCCAGUCAAUGCUGAACAAAAAAGGGAGAAGGCAACAGAGAGGUCAAGACAAGCAAAGAGACAAGAAAAAGCCUGAGAAGCACAGAGAAAAUACACAAAUGAUAAGUGGAAGAAAUACACUGCAGACAGAACUUGUGGAAAAAGACUCAUUGGUGGCAUUCCAUGUGGGAUUCUCCGAGAGAAAGGAUAAAGAAAAAACAGUGAGGUUUAAUGAAACCUACCUCAAUUAUGGAAACGGCUAUUUCUCUGAACAUGGCCACUUUAAAGCACCACACAAAGGCAUCUACCUGUUUGUCAUCUCUGUGGAGUUCAGCUCAGGACCAGCACUGGGACAACUCUCCUUCAGCCGUGGGUACAAAAGAACUCUCUCCAGCAGCCAGAAGAAAACCCCACAUGGGAACACUGUGACUUCUUUUGCUAUGGCAGAAAUGGAGAAGGGGGAGACAGUGUGCUUUGAACUGCUGCAUGGCUCUGUAGUGAAACGAAGUCCACCUGGGACAACUAUGGGUGGAUUCCUAAUAUCUAAAACUUGA
Molecule: messenger RNA, 3044 nt
Organism: Cinclus cinclus
Lineage: Eukaryota; Metazoa; Chordata; Aves; Passeriformes; Cinclidae
Gene: MMRN2
Product: multimerin 2
Exons: 7
Coding region: 3-3044 (1013 amino acids)
Biological process (GO): negative regulation of cell migration involved in sprouting angiogenesis; negative regulation of vascular endothelial growth factor receptor signaling pathway
Molecular function (GO): protein binding
Source: RefSeq, a predicted model, not a curated record